AUGAAUAACCAGUGCUUAAUUGUUCGUUAUGGCGAGCUGUUUUUGAAGGGAAAAAAUAGAGAUGACUUUGUCCAAAAACUAGUUGUUAAUGUUAAUCUCACGCUUCAAAAAAAUAAUUUUUCUGAUUUUAACGUUAAAAAACUCCACGACCAAUUAAUAAUUACUACCAAAAAUGACAAGGAAUUGUCAAAAAUGAUUAUCGCUUUAAGUAAAGUGUUUGGAAUUAGUGCUUUUUUUCUUGCUUACCAGUUAGAAAAUGAUUGUAAAAAACUUUAUGAUUUUGUUGAAAAAAUUGCUGAUUAUUACGAAAUUGAUUUUCCUACUUUCAAAUUUGACGUUAGCCGGAGUGAUAAAAACUUUCCCAAAAAUUCUUUAACAUUACAAAAAGAACUAGGGGAAAUUGUAGUUAAAAAGCAAGGUUUAAAGAAAGUAAAAGGACUGGGAGGAUUACCAGUUGGCAGUUCAGGAAAAGUUUUAUUACUUUUGAGUGGGGGAAUAGAUUCGCCAGUCGCCGCUUAUCAAUUAAUGAAAAGAGGUUUAGAAGUUGUUUAUUGCCAUUUUUAUCACCAAAAGGAAGCCAAAAAAUUAGCAAUUUCUGCUCUGGCCACCGGUGAUGCCUUGGCCCAAGUGGCCUCACAGACCAUUGAAAGUUUAAAUGUGAUUUCGCAA
Molecule: messenger RNA, 669 nt
Organism: Paraglomus occultum
Lineage: Eukaryota; Fungi; Glomeromycota; Glomeromycetes; Paraglomerales; Paraglomeraceae
Source: the annotation of a GenBank genome assembly